AUGUUCAAUACCGGAGAUAAAAUAACGAGGUGCGCGCCCCCAUCCACGCUCCCUAAUCCACGCUCCCCCAUCCACGCUCCCCCGUCCACGCUCCCUCGUCCACGCUCCCAUCCACGCUCCCUCGUCCACGCUCCCUCGUCCACGCUCCCUCAUCCACGCUCCCUCGUCCACGCUCCCCCGUCCACGCUCCCCCGUCCACGCUCCCUCGUCCACGCUCCCUCGUCCACGCUCCCUCGUCCACGCUCCCCCGUCCACGCUCCCCCAUCCACGCUCCCUCAUCCACGCUCCCCCGUCCACGCUCCCCCGUCCACGCUCCCCCGUCCACGCUCCCCCGUCCACGCUCCCUCAUCCACGCUCCCUCAUCCACGCUCCCUCAUCCACGCUCGCUGGGCAUUCUGUAUUAAGGGACCGACUCCUCCUCCCAUCCCCUCAGCCAACUCCUCCUCCCUUCCCCACAUGCUGACUCCUCCUCCUGUCGCCCUGCUGACUCAUCCUCCCUUCCCCCAGCCAAUUCCUCCUGCCUUCCCCCAGCUGACUGCUCCUCCCUUCCCCCAGCUAACUCCUCUUCCCUUCCCCCAGCCGACUCCUCCUCCCUUCCCCCAGCUGACUUCUCCUCCCUUCCCCCAGCCGACUCCUCCUGCCUUCCCCCAGCUGACCUCCCUUCCCCCCAUCUGA
Messenger RNA from Oncorhynchus mykiss (rainbow trout), 675 nucleotides. The record is from RefSeq and is a predicted model, not a curated record. Lineage: Eukaryota; Metazoa; Chordata; Actinopteri; Salmoniformes; Salmonidae.